ACAGUUUCAAUAUACUCAUUGUAAUUUUGUAAAACUUUUGAUUUAGGGGUUUUGGGUCCUUUAAGCAUCUUGCGGUAAAACAUGGAGUCGAUGAAUACAACCACCCUAUCCAACGCUUCGAAUAGAGACCCAGGCCACUGUGAUGCGCACUGCCGGACAAUUCUGAUAACCGUCUAUGGCGUGGUUUUGCUGGGAGGCACCGCUGGAGCUGUUACAAUGUCAUGUAUGAUGUUCAAAAGGAAUAGCCAAUCCGUGGUUGCCAUGAUAGUUCUCAACAUCCUAGUGCUGCACUCGAUCCUCCUGGUCAGCCUGCCCUUCCGCCUCAGCUAUUACGUCUUAGUCGUCUGGGAGUUUGGAACCUUUACCUGCCGAUUGGUUAGCAGCAUAAUAUAUGGUCAUAUGUACCUCACGUUUGUUUUCUAUGUGGCCAUCAUCAUACUCCGAUUGCUCAUCUAUUUUAAAAAACUCCAAAUGCAGCAGUUCCAAAAGCACCACGCGGUGGUUUUAAGCAUUAUUAUUUGGAUGGUGGGUAGCGUCAUUUUUUUGCUCAUUUUUUUUUUACAGUAUGGCAUCGACCCAAGUUACUCAGAACAGCAACGAUGCUUUGAGUUCUACAAAGACCUCAAUCGCAGGGAAUUCAUUACCUUGAACUACUCCAUGAUUGUCAUUCUGAUGACAACGGUUGUGACCCUCUUUCUGAUACAGACGGGUGUCAUCCUUCAGCUGGCAAAGGCUCUUUGGCCUGACCUGUGGGCCCACCAAGAGUACAGAGCUCAAAUCAAGAGCUUCUUCUUCCUCCUAGUAAUAGUUGUCUGUUUUGUACCCCACCAUGCCUUCCGGGUACACUUCAUUCAAAAUUAUUCACAGAGAGAAAAGUCUGAGUUAAUUCUCUACAAUGAAAUUUUUGUUGCUUUAACUACUGUCUGUUGCCUGGAUAUGCUGUGUUUUGUAGGUGGAAUUAUCCAUUAA
Molecule: messenger RNA, 969 nt
Organism: Vicugna pacos (alpaca)
Lineage: Eukaryota; Metazoa; Chordata; Mammalia; Artiodactyla; Camelidae
Product: probable G-protein coupled receptor 141
Biological process (GO): G protein-coupled receptor signaling pathway
Cellular component (GO): membrane
Molecular function (GO): G protein-coupled receptor activity; oxysterol binding
Source: RefSeq, a predicted model, not a curated record